AUGUCCACCUCAACUUCAACAUCAUCAAAGACGCCCCCCCUACAUUCUCGUAUCAAGCUGAAUCCAGUAAACAACACCGCUCCCCGUACAUAUACGGGGAAGCAUCUCCCUCCAGGGCAACAACGAUCAGUGGGCUCUGGUACGAAAACUCGCCCGCCCCCAUUACCUUCACCCACACCAAACUCGAAUGGUAGCGGCGGAAAUAACGGCGGGGCUGCAAAUGGUGCUUCUAAUGCGAAUACCGGUCCAGGCACGAGGAUAUCCGAACGACGAAGAACAACCCACAAGCCCGAGGAGGAGGGGGAGAGCAUUGUUGUCCGUGGGGUACCGGCAAAGAAAAAGAAACUCCCGCGCGGGCCGUUCGUAACUACUACUUCAUCUAUCCUAGAGAAGUAUCGGGGCCAGCCGCCAAGCAUCAUAAUACAUCUGCAUCCCCAGCACUUCCGAUUCGAAGGGCAAGACGGAAGUUUCAGCUAUGGAAGUCCUAUGAAGGCAUUCUUAGAGUACCUGAAAUCUGAAAUAAUUCCCCAUGAAGUAGUGGAAGAAUUCAGAGAUGCUGGAACAAAGUUCUAUGACGGCUGUCUUAUCGUCCAGAUCCAUGAUCACCGAUCUGCAACAAUUACCUCUUCUUCAAAGAAAAAUGAUAACAAGGAUAUUCCAUAUUCUAUCCAUAAUCGCAGUUUAUGGCUCACGCCUUCCCCCUUUGUUCCAUUUAAGGAACCGCCCUGCACAAGAUCUGGGGCUUCAUCGGGAGAGAGUGAAAAUAACAAGGAAAAUCCGUCAAAUACUAAAGAAGACAAGGACCCAAAGGAUGUAAAGACGGAGAAGAAAACCAGGAUAUUCACUACAGUUCUUCACCCUUCUGCUAUGACUCUCCAUGGAGAUAUGGCUGUUCUAGCAUCUACACCUGUUCCGGUAAGAUCGAUCAGUUUUUCUAGACAACAGCCUUUAUCUGCGGCCGGUACACCGACCUCCGCUACUAUGACAAUACCUCCCACGCCAACCAUGAAUGCACGAACAAAAUACACUACUGUAAUAACGGAAAAGACUGCUGCGCAAUUUGAAGCGAGUGUACUAUUGGCCACAUCACCCGCUCUUUUACUUACCCCAGCCAAAGACCCCGAGCAUUGUCAAAAAAUAAUCAAUACUCUACGGAAUCCCUUGAACUCAUUUCCUUUACCCCCGCCCAAAUCGCGAAAAAGAACAACCGCAGAAUUGGCCGCAGAUGAAGCACAGGCAGCAGAGGAGGAGCGCGUGCUACUUAUUAUGGACGAGCGGCACUUCUCAUCUUCCCAUGCUCAACCGGAAUCUGCAGUUGGAGAUGGUGUUGGCGGGGGUGGAGGCUUUGAACCAAGCUUCAAGAGGUUCAAGGUGCUGGAGGAAAUCAAGCGUAAGAGAAAUGAGCAAAAGGAGAAGGAAAAGGCGGAGAAUCAACGGCAAAUGGAGAGACAAAAGGAUAUGAAGCGAAAGGAGGAGGAGAAUCGACGAGCGGCAGCUAGUAGGUCAUCGCAACAGGGAAGUCCGGUUUUGGCGCAAGGUCCUAUGGCUAUGGGUGUACCUCCAAAUCCAGCCCAGAUGGUGGCGCAUGGGCAAAUGGCAGCAGCGCAAGCACAAAUGGUAGCACCUGGUCAAAUGCCAAUGCCAUUAAUGAGGGGUCUACCUCCCAAUACGGCGGCCCAAGCUAACGGUGUCACUGCCACGGCCCGCCCUGGGAGCGCCGGGGCGGGCCAGGGGCAAGUCCAAGGGGCGAAUAAUAAUCCAGCCCACGUCACGAUGAGGACUCCGCAUCAUAUGGCUCAACAAAGUCCAAUGCAAGCGCUGCGCCAUCAAGCUCAGCAACAAGCACAUGCGCAACAAGCACAGCAGGCCCAGCAGCAGCAGCAGCAGCAGCAGCAGCAAGCCCAGCAGCAACAGCAGCAACAGCAAGCCCAGCAACAGCAACAGCAGGCCCAACAGGCUCAACAGUCUCAACAGGCUCAACAGCAGCAGGGCCACCAGAACGCGCAUUUACAGCACCAACAGCAGCAAGUGCAACAGCAACAGCACCAACAGCAGCAGCAGGCCCAACAGGCCCAGCAGCAGGCCCAACAAGCCCAGCAGGCCCAGCAGGCCCAACAGGCCCAACAAGCCCAACAACAGGCCCAGCAGCAGGCCCAGCAGCAGGCCCAGCAACAGGCCCAGCAGCAGGCCCAACAACAAGCUCAGCAGCAGGCGCAACAGCAGGCGCAACAGCAGGCGCAACAGCAGGCGCAACAGCAGGCGCAACAGCAGGCGCAACAGCAGGCGCAACAGCAGGCACAACAGCAGGCCCAGCAGCAGGCCCAGCAGCAGGCCCAGCAGCAAGCACAGCAACAGGCCCAGCAGCAGGCCCAUCAGCAAGCACAGCAACAGGCCCAGCAGCAGGUCCAUCAGCAGGCUCAGCAGCAAGCGCAGCAACAUAUUCAGCAGCCUGGUCACCCUCAACUCAGCAUGCAGCCACAACCGCAUCCAUCGCAGCACCACCAGAUGACACAGGCCUCUGCCAACCCAGCGCUAGUUGCUCAAGCCCAGUACAGCCAGCUCCAACAACAACAGUUGCAACAACGCCUCGCUGCACAGACUGCUGCACAACACCAGUCCCCGCGUCCUACCCAUCUUUCGCCCCAUGUUGGCCAUCAAUCACCCCACCUGGGUCAUCCCUCCCCACAUAUGCAGCAUAAUUCGCCCCGUAUUGCUCAGCAGUCCCCGCACAUGCAGCAUGCCUCUCCACGCAUUCCGGCGCAGAUGACUCCACAACAGCAUCAGAGUGCCAUGCUUGCGCAGCAGCAGCAGCAGCAGCAGCAUGCACAACAACAGCAGCAGCAUGCACAACAUCAGCUACUUUCACAAUUAGCUCAACAGCAGCAGGCGUUAAACCAAGGCAUGAACCAAAACAUGAACCAUGGCGCACGCGCAACCAUAAUUGGAAAGACAUCUGGCGCAAGUCUUCGUCCUGGGAACCCAAUGGUCGGCGCAAGAUCACAGCCGCAGCAACACAAUUUCCAGGAUUUGGGGUUUGCGCUUAGCGGUGCUGGGGGUGGGGGUGGGAUGAUGAUGGGAAACAUGAAUGGCAUGCAACCGGGAGGUGGGAUGCAAAUGCCGCCUGGGAUGAAUAGAGAAAUGAUGGUGAUGAUGCGGAAUGCCACUCAAGGCAUGGGAAGAGGAGGGCGGCAGUAG
Morchella importuna is the source of this 3195-nucleotide messenger RNA. RefSeq lists its product as uncharacterized. The transcript has 5 exons. Gene Ontology annotation, biological process: regulation of transcription by RNA polymerase II. NCBI's taxonomy places the organism in Eukaryota, Fungi, Ascomycota, Pezizomycetes, Pezizales, Morchellaceae. Bases 1 to 3195 code for a protein of 1064 amino acids. Gene Ontology annotation, cellular component: SAGA complex. The record is from RefSeq and is a predicted model, not a curated record. Gene Ontology annotation, molecular function: transcription coregulator activity.